Molecule: messenger RNA, 1203 nt
Organism: Theileria equi strain WA
Lineage: Eukaryota; Apicomplexa; Aconoidasida; Piroplasmida; Theileriidae
Product: signal peptide-containing protein
Exons: 1
Coding region: 1-1203 (400 amino acids)
Source: RefSeq, a predicted model, not a curated record
AUGGGAGUUCUUGCUCUUUUAUCCAUAAUAGCUGUCAUUCAGCUAUGUAGAUGUGGAGAUGACAAAGAUGGAUUUGGGGGGGUAGAUUCUACGGAGCCUUCAACCUUCACAAAUCAGUCCUCUAAUCACAAUCUUCAAGGCGGUGCAUCUUCUCAACUUGGAGCCGCAGAAGAGGACGUAUGUCAAGCCAUAGGACCAAAGGAAAACCCCAGAGAAGAUGUUCCUCUUAUGCAUGGUCCAUCAAAUGGUCAUACCAUUAACUUGGCAAUGUCUAAUCCAUUAAUAUUCCAGGAAUUCGACUACGUUUACAACCACAUUCCAAUUAGGCUUAUUGUCCCAAACAAGAACGUGAAUGUCACGAAACUGGUGGAUGACAAAAAGACAAUUUGGAUUGCAGAAGAGUGGGACAAGCUUGAAUAUUUGAAAAUUGGUUUAAAGGACAAUAAUCCUAACAUGGUACUUGUUGUGACUAGCAGAUCUUCUGGUCUAAUAUUCAGGCGCUUUGUAAAUACUCUGUUUGGAUGGGGAGAGUGGAAGGAGUUUGGUAGUCAAAUAAGAAAGCUAACACGCCAUGUACCAAAAAUAGAGAACUUUUCUCUAGACAUUUCUCAUAGGGUUACCACAACGGAAUGCACCACCUUUGAGACUAGGCUUGUGGAGAAACCCGUACGACUCCAUUUCCCCAAACCAGGCUAUAAUGCCGCAGAAGUUGUGGAUGGGCAUCUGGGCAUAUGGAAGGCCUGUGGAGAUGAAAUAUGUUUAUCCUGUGACCUAUACUUCGAGAAUAACUCCCCAAAAUUCCUUCUCUUGAACAUUCUGGAAAAGGGUGAAGGCAAGUCAGAGUGGUUUGAAAUGGAGGAUAGGGAAUGGAAAUCAGUGACAGAGGAUAACGUGAACAAUUGGUUCAGAGCAACAGUGAUAUCUGGCGAUAUGGAAGGAUUUGUGGCCAGUUCAGAAAAGCGAGAGUCGCCAUCCUACCUCGAGAGACUCUUCUUACCAUCACCCAGUCAUAGACCUGGAGGACGCGCGAGGGUGCCUUCAGACCCUAGUAGGUAUGAAGAAGACACCAGUAUAAGCCUCUCUGGAAUGUUUUCCGGUUUGUUUUCCUCAAGAAGAUCGAGGAGCCGCUCCUCUGAUGAAGCAAGAUCCAAAAGGUCCAUUGUAAGGAAAUUUUACAGGGGCACUCCCACGGAAGAGGACUAG